AGAUCAACUGACUUCCGGCCAGGCCGUUGUCUGGGUGGCGCGGUCGAGUCAUCGCUGGGCCUCGCAGCUUCGAUCUCCCAUCCCUGCCCCCCCGCCCUGGCGCGGGGGGUCGACCAGCCAAGUGGGGUGGGAGGCGACUCGGACCUUCCCCUCCGUUCCGCUCUGGCCAGCUCCCUGGCCCCCCGCGCUGGGGUCCCUGGGGCCCGCGAGGCCCGGUCUGAGGGGCCGGGGCCUACGUGGGCCCGCCGCUGGGCCCCAUGAGGCAUAGCCUGACCAAACUGCUGGCGGCCUCGGGCAGCGACUCCCCAACUCGCAGCGAGAGCCCGGCUCCAGCCGCGACCUGCUUGCUGCCCCCGGACCUGACCCGGGCGGCGGCGGCGGCGGCGGCGGCGGCGGCAGCAGCAGCAGCAGCAGCGGCAGAGGAGGAAGAGACCGCGGCGGCCGGAUCUCCCGGCCGCAAACAGCCGUGCGGCGACGAGGGCGAGUUGGAGGCCGGGAGGGGGGGCCGCGGCGGCGUGGCCGUGCGCGCGCCCUCGCCCGAGGAGAUGGAGGAGGAGGCGAUCGCCAGCGUCCCGGGGGAGGAGACGGAGGACAUGGACUUUCUGUCCGGGCUGGAACUGGCAGAUCUGCUGGACCCCCGGCAGCCGGACUGGCACCUGGAGCCCGGGCUCAGCUCGCCCGGGCCUCUCUCCUCGUCCGGCGGAGGCUCGGAUAGCGGCGGCCUGUGGAGAGGGGAUGACGACGACGAGGCCGCUGCUGCCGAGAUGCAGCGCUUUUCCGACCUGCUGCAGAGGCUAUUAAACGGCAUCGGAGGCUGCAGCAGCGGCAGUGACAGUGGCAGCGGCGAAAAGAGGCGGAGAAAGUCCCCAGGAGGAGGCGGCGGCAGCAGCGGCAACGACAGCAACCAGGCGGCGACAAAGAGUCCCCGGAAGGCGGCGGCGGCUGCUGCCCGUCUUAAUCGGCUGAAGAAGAAGGAGUACGUGAUGGGGCUGGAAAGUCGAGUCCGGGGUCUGGCAGCCGAGAACCAGGAGCUGCGGGCCGAGAAUCGGGAGCUGGGCAAGCGCGUGCAGGCACUGCAGGAGGAGAGUCGCUACCUACGGGCCGUCUUAGCCAACGAGACCGGACUGGCUCGCUUGCUGAGCCGGCUGAGCGGCGUGGGACUGCGGCUGACUACCUCGCUCUUCAGAGACUCGCCCGCCGGUGACCAUGACUACGCUCUGCCCGUGGGAAAGCAGCAGCAGGACCUGCUGGAAGAGGACGACUCAGCGGGAGGAGUGUGUCUUCAUGUGGACAAGGAUAAGGUGUCGGUGGAGUUCUGCUCGGCGUGCGCCCGGAAGGCGUCGUCUUCUCUUAAAAUGUAGGGUCAAGUAAUCUGCUCUUUAUCCGCGUUUACCCCUUUCAACUCCCUUACACCAUGUAAAACACCUUAGUGGGACAUCUUCACUGGACACAUUUCAGAGGAGGAAAAAGUAAUAUUGAAUCUUUAAGUGUUUAGCUAAAAGCAUGAAUGUGACACUGUAACCAACUCCUAAUGAUAACAUGUGACUAUUAAAUCUCUCUGACAGUUUCUUUUUUAGGUGAUUUCCUUCCUGCCAGGCUCCGUUGUAGGGGUUACAGAACAGUCGUUCCCGCCUCACAACCUGACUUGCGUGUACCUAGCUCUUCUGUCCCCAGUGUGGACAUGGCCUUGGAUGACAUCGGUUCCAACUGUACACUGAAAGCUGCUAAUAGAGAUACAGUUUGGAGACAGUGAAACAGGUGAAGUUGAAUGGAAGUUCCGAGUUGUACAAGGUGCAAAUUGGAAUUCCAAUUUUAGAGCAACUUUUUAGAGGUUGACAAUAAGUAUUUGGGCUUGCACAAAUGUGAUAGUUAUUUUGCUGGAGAUGACAGAAAUAUCUUAAAAUAUUUGGGUAUGCCUUUUAGUUUUCAGUAGGAGAUCUAGAAAUACAAUCUAGAGUAAAAGAUUUUAAUAUCUCACCAUUAAAGAAGUUGGAAAAUAACAUGCAUCUCUGUUAAUUAAUUGAAGGAGAAUAAGAAUGGUUAAUGAAAUGUUUCUUUGAGGACCAGCACAGUGAUUACCCUAUCACUGACUAUAAAUAAAUUGUUGAACACCUUUACUUUUGUUGUAUUAAAAUUUAGGUUAAAUUUAUGUAUGAUUAGAUAUUGAAGGUUGUGAAAUGUGAAUGAAAACGUGUAAAGUGAGGCUUCACAAAGAAUCUUACUCUCCUUAUUUCAAAGGUUUUUGUCCUAUUUAAAAAUAAUUUUUGAAAUUGAGUGGUUCUGGCUACCUAAAGACAUGAUUGACACUUUUUCCAAAGAUGGGACAUAUUCUUCCCUUGAAGUACUGUAUUAUUCAUUGUCCAAUUGUAUAGAUUUAGUGUCCUUCAGUGUAAGAGGCAUUAAGAAAUUCUUUGUGAAACAUCACUGUUUGAUAAAGUAUAUACAUAUUUAGCAUCCUUGUUUUUCUUUGUGCUAAAGUGGAUACAGCUGUUGGGGCAGAAGAGACGGGACCAGCUGCUGGCCACAUAUCCUGCUUUAUUUUAAAAGGUAGUAUAAGAAAUGAGGAAAAAGAGGUAAUAUCAGGGCUUCUGCUGUCUUUUAUUUUAAAAUGUUCAUAAUUAAAAAGUAUUUUCCAGCAGUCCAAAGAUGUAAGUUAUCUUACACAUGUUUUAUUUUGUUGUUAUUUGGUUAUAAAAAUGGAAUCCUUGUUCUUGCACAACUGUAAAUGUUUUGUUGCUAGAUAACACAAUUUGAGACCUAGGUUGGUCUCUGGUUUCCAGUGCAUUACAGCAUAUUUUGUAAAAUCACCUACUGCACUUCAGCAUGAAUGGGUAGUAGCCAAAUUCACAACCUGGAGUGAUGAACCUGCUUAUACCUAAGUGCAGGAGCAAGCCCCUCACAAUGCAGCUGCAUGGAUUUUUAGUGCCUACUGAAUUAUAUAUAUAUAUAUAUAUAUAAACCAAAAGUAGUUGGAAAAAUUAUUUGAAAUGACUAAUUUGUGCUAUCUCUAUGGAAUAUGUUAAAUGUAGCUUUUUGAAACAGAAGCCUUGAAUUGAAAUUUAAUUAAUACUUGAACGAACAAUUUUGUAUAUAUUUCUUUGUAUAUAAUUUUGUGCAGUACCAAUGACAAAAAUAUGGUGUCAUAAUAAAACCAGGUUUGUUGAUCUUUCAGUUAUGGGCUCAAAGAAUUUAUUCAUCUCUAACAUGACAUUGGAAAAUAAUGGAUGAAAAUAGGAAAAAUGAUUGUUGUUAAUGCUGACUGUGGGUCUUAAAAGGUUCUGGAAGCAGUAAGUGUGUUUUUCUAAAACCAUUCCCUUGGAAUAUUUUCUUCUAAUGUCAGUGCUUUUCCUGCAUUAUUUGAAGUUCGGGGCUGGGGAGAAACAGUAGUCAAAGCUUUCUGAAUUGGGAUGCUUUGAAAAUUCCAAGUGUAGAUUUUUAGGAUGUCAUUUUAUAAAUGGCAGUUUUUGGAAUUACUUGAUUAAGAACUUUUGAAAAUGGAGAUUAGUAUUGCCUAUUUUUAAAGCUGCUUUGUUAGGCUCCUUGUUUUAACUGUCUUUUCUUAGUUUCCAUUUCAUUCUUUUUUUUUUUUUUUUCCUUUUCUAAUUUUGGUGACUUAGUGAUUUUGUCAUUUUUUACAUCAACUUCAUGGUCUUGUUUUUACAUGGUAUUGCAUGUGUUUAGGACCUAUCUAAUGGGGUUUAAAUAAAUUUGAUCAUAUUUAUGUGUAAGCACAUUUUACUGUAAAUGUUUGGGUUUCUGAAUUUACAACAGAUCUGUUUAUUUCAGUAUGUAGUAAACAAUAUCUUAAAGUGUCCUAUUCACUACUUGUUAAUUAAAAAAAGUUAUGAUUAAUAUGAAACUGUUGUCUUACUAUUUUUAGAAAAUUGUGUUCUGAAUGAUUAGUAGUUGGAUAAAGGAGAUUUCUGGAAUAUAUGGAUUGUGUUGAAAUUUUAAGGUUUGGCUCUAUUUACUGUAGAGAUUGAAAACAUCUUAGUAUUUGGGGAACUUUUUUUUUUUUCAUCAUCUUCCCUAAUUGCCUCUAUGGCAAAAUGAUACAGAAUUAGUGUAAAGAGGGUAGUUUUUUGAUACUUGUUUUCUGAUGGUGACAGGAAUUCAUACAUUAAUUGAACUAACACACCAUAUUGACCUCCUAUUUCUAUCAUAUUGACUUAUUGUUUCUGCACUUUCUUGACCAGUUCUAACUAAAAAGGUACACGUUUGUUAAAAUGUCACACCUCUGAUAUAAUCCGGCAAAAAGUGUUCGAAAUAUUUUAAAUAUUUGUGCAUUUUGUAAUCACUAAAUUAAUCUCUUUCUCUUCUCUUUGAACAGCUUAGCAGUGUCUGCAAAAACGAAUCUUUUCCUACAACCUGUUAACUGACUGGACUGAUGGUAACAAAGUAAUUGUGGGAGCCAUGUCGGUCAAAAAUUUGGCAUCUGCUGAAAAAAAUGAAUGCCAUUUUCAAGUUCCCAAAUUACUUCUAUACUGAUUUCACUUUCCAGAUUUCACUUUUCAGAAAUGGAGAUAUGAAAAGAUUCUCUGGAAUCCUUGAAAGACUUACUAGAAAUACAUGAGACUAAGUUAAUUUUGGAACAAAAUUAUACUUUUUUUUUUUUUUUUUUUUUUGGUCUUUCAUGGGAGUGAUGAUCAGUUCUUUGCAUAAUUUAAAAAUUGUAACUAUUGGAGAAGAGAAUUGCAGUAUUUCAUCAAGGAAUAUUAGAUUCUUUACAUAAUCAAGAACACAUUCUAUGGAAUAACAUUCAGUGGUGUAGAAUUACAUAAACAGGCCAUCAGGGAUCACAAAGCGUAUCAUGAGUUUGUAUUUAUUUCCUGGAACUUGAGAGCUAAUCUUCAGUAUAGGCAGACCUUGCUGAGUUGAAUAUAAAAGUUAAUGUAAAGACCUUAACUAUAAAGAGUAGUCUUUUUAAAAUAGAUGCAUUGAUGUGUCAUGUGUAUCUGAAAAAAUUAUGACUGAAUAUGUGAGUAGUUAUUUGCAAUUCAGGGUAAUAGGAUGUUCGCAUUCUGAGGUUUUGGCUUCUUGAGUUUUCUCUGAGUACUUGACACUUUUUUGACUAUUUUGAGGUUUCUAAUGAAUGGUAUCCUAGUUUCUGAUGUUAUAUAUUAAAAUGUCUCCAGUGUUAUGUAAGGGCUUUAGUAUUUUGGAUGAUGGGAGUGUUUUUUUUCCACAUAAUAUGGUUGUUUUACUUAAUUGAAACAUUUUUCCAGUUUAUUACAAGUGUGAAAAAACACUCA
Molecule: messenger RNA, 5252 nt
Organism: Lutra lutra (Eurasian river otter)
Lineage: Eukaryota; Metazoa; Chordata; Mammalia; Carnivora; Mustelidae
Gene: CREBZF
Product: CREB/ATF bZIP transcription factor
Exons: 2
Coding region: 258-1361 (367 amino acids)
Biological process (GO): regulation of DNA-templated transcription
Molecular function (GO): DNA-binding transcription factor activity
Source: RefSeq, a predicted model, not a curated record